Molecule: messenger RNA, 1693 nt
Organism: Osmia lignaria (orchard mason bee)
Lineage: Eukaryota; Metazoa; Arthropoda; Insecta; Hymenoptera; Megachilidae
Source: RefSeq, a predicted model, not a curated record
GUCAGUCACGAAGCAACAACGACUGGCUGGGCAACUUCUUAUUCUUUUUCUUCUCAAAGGCUACGUCAGACUUUUAUCCCUUCCCGUUGGGUGAGCCAGAGAGAUGCCUUCGAGGUCUUUUUAGAAAUCAGUAGUAAACCGUGGGGCGGCUCGAGGUGCGAGUCAGUUGAUCGAAAGAUGCUGUGCCGCAAAGUAGUUGUUGUUCUCCUUGUUUGUUUGUUCUCUAUUGUCUGCGGAAUGCCGCAUACUGGCGACAAUAGCCAGGAUUCAUCUGGGCUUCCGUUCAUUCAAUUUACCAAUGGAGGUAUCAGAUUAAAUUUCGGAGGGUACCAUGCAGCUGCUGGAUUAGGAGGCCUUCUUGGAGGAUCCAGAGCAGGAGGUGGUCUCCAUGCCAGCGCUGGAACUCCAUGGGGUGCACACGCGGGUGCUGGUUUGGGUGGGAUACUCGGUGGUGACAAUGCAAAUGCUGGAGGAGGUCUGUACGCAAGGGCCGGUCUCGGAAACGGAAGAUCAGAAGUAGCAGCCGGAUUAGGAGGAGUUCUGGACGGAAGCGGAAGUACCCCGUCUGGUGGAGGAUUGUACGCUGGUGCGUCCAUGGGCGGGCAUGGGGUUGGAGUGUCUACUGGAAAUGUUGGCGGUGGAUCGAAUGGGCCAAGCGAAUCAAAUAAUGCACCAUCUAGCACGGAAAGUACAGAAGGAAAAUCAAGCAAAGGCACAAGUAAUAUUCAAAUCAUUUCGCAUCCAGGAAGAAAACCUCAUAAAAUAAAACAGGCAUUGGACGAAUCUUCUGGAUCGAAUGAGGCAUCUAAACAAGUUGUGCCAGCGGCGCACAAAGAGUUGCGAGAAGUACAACCCACCCAAUCGCCACCCUCAGCACCAGCCAGCAUUUUCGAGACAUUUGCUGUGAAUCCUGUUCCACAAGCAUUUGUGGGAAAAGUGAAAAUCGUGGGUGGUGUAAUACCGGAAGCACCUCCGGUACCUCCUUUACCCAGCCAAGUGAACGAAGUGGUGCAAAUUGAGCAUCGCCCUCAUCGAGUGAAAUUAGUAUACCCAAAAUGGGUAGUCAGGAAGAGAUUUUGGGGACCCAGGAAACAAAUCAUUAUCAAUUCAUCUGUGGAAAGUCAGGAAACUCCGGAAACAAAUGCUCAUAAGAUUUCACGUCGUCAAAUACCAAAUUAUAACAACAACAGACCUGUAUCAGGACAGAACGGUGUACCAGUGCAAAAUGGCAACAAUAGUGGUUUCUUUGAUGACAUAUUUCAGGCUAUCACCAGCGAAUCUCAGAACAAGGUAGAAAAGACAGAGCUCUCGAAACCUCAACAAAGAAGCAUAGAAUUGGUCAAUCAACCUCCGGUGAUAAAUACCCGACCCGAUGCCCGAGAAACGGUGCGAUUAGAGAACGAAAGUGCCCAAAGUUUCUUUGAAAGACCGCUUCCUAAACCUGCAGCAGGGAUUUUGGAGUCCUUCUUGCAGCCAACGCCAAUCGUCGAUGGACUUAAGGAGCAGGAGAAAUAUGGCAAUACUGGAGAUAAGUUCAUAGGGAUUGGUAGAGCUUUGGUCAACGGUUUCGAAGGAUUCAGUAAUUUCUUGAACGCUGUUGUAGAUUUUCCACGGAAUGCUGCCAAGAAGACCUCCCGUGGCCUCACCGAGGCGUUGAAUCACGUCGGAGCAAAACUGGUCGGUCUUGAAUGAC